Messenger RNA from Pseudomyrmex gracilis, 1731 nucleotides. Its product is annotated as aminomethyltransferase, mitochondrial. Gene Ontology annotation, cellular component: mitochondrion. Lineage: Eukaryota; Metazoa; Arthropoda; Insecta; Hymenoptera; Formicidae. Gene Ontology annotation, molecular function: protein binding; aminomethyltransferase activity. Bases 243 to 1601 code for a protein of 452 amino acids. Gene Ontology annotation, biological process: glycine catabolic process. The transcript has 6 exons. The record is from RefSeq and is a predicted model, not a curated record.
AAUAUACAGCACAGGGUCGGGACUAAUGUCUUUCGUCUCACAGUUUUACUUAUCUGUUCUAUCUAAGAAAACACGUAUCAUGUGUCUCCAUAGUUUCACUUUUGUUUUUAGGCGUGUUCAGAUUUGACAUAUGUAUAUCCGAGUCUGUGAGACAAACAUCAAGGGUCAUUUACAGCCUCAACGAAGCGACACGCUGUUAAGCCACGAGUUAGUUAAUAGCAAAAUCUCAAGAAAAGAGCAUUAUGCUUCGUUUCGGCAGCAAAUUCGUAGUUUGUGACAACUUCGAAAGAUGUGUGCACGUUUUGAACAGUGUCCGUGACACCUGCAGCUUGGCCACAAUAUCAAAUGUGAGGAAUGGGCGAAAUAGUGGAUCGACAUUGCGUUCGAAAUGUUUGAUCGAUUUCACGGUUUCUCGUACAACCGCCAGAGUGACGCGUUGGGAGUAUUGUCGAUGGUCAUCAACGUUACCUUUUCAUGAAAUCCGGAGAACUUGUCUUUAUGAUUUUCACGUAAAGAAUCAAGCAAAAAUCGUCAAUUUUGCCGGAUGGUUGCUGCCAGUGCAAUAUCAAGAUCCAAUCGCGAUUUCUCAUCAACAUACCAGAUCGCACUCGUCGCUCUUUGACGUCGGUCACAUGUUACAGACGAGCAUUGUCGGUUCGGACGCCGGCGAGUUUUUGGAAUCGCUUACUCCAAGUGAUCUAACAAGUUUGCCAGACGGCACCGCGACUUUGACAAUCUUCACCAACGACAAAGGAGGAAUUCUCGAUGAUCUUAUUAUCAUCAAGGAUGACGAAGACAGGUAUUUCCUUGUGUCUAACGCGUCUAGGCGGGAAGAAGACAUUCGGCAUAUUUUAGAUCAUCAGCAAGAAUUUAAAAACGCUGGUAAAAGCGUAUACAUUAAUUUCCUUGAUCCUCUGGAUCAAGGCCUGAUAGCUCUUCAGGGUCCUAUUGCGGCAACAGCUCUUCAACCAAUCGUGAAUUUCGACCUACAAAAACUGAAGUUCAUGAACAGCGUGAAAACCGAGAUUUUGGGCACCCGCGUCAGAAUAUCGCGAUGCGGAUAUACCGGGGAAGACGGCUUUGAGAUUUCGGCGCCUGGGAAAGAAAUUACCGAUAUUGUCAAGAAAAUUCUGUUCAAUUCUGAUGUAAAAUUAGCUGGUUUAGGAGCUAGAGAUAGUUUAAGGCUAGAGGCUGGUCUUUGCCUGUAUGGCAAUGACAUCAAUGAAGACACCACGCCGGUCGAGGCUGCUCUUACGUGGCUAAUAGCAAAACGACGAAGAGUCGAGGCUAACUUUCCAGGAGCGCAACGAAUACUUACACAAAUCAAGACAGGCUCUACGAAGAAACGCAUCGGUCUUUUACUGGGUCAAGGUCCACCUGCUAGGGCGGGCGCGCCAAUAUUGACGUCGGAAGGUGAACGUGUGGGCACCGUCACUUCCGGUGGACCGAGUCCGACCUUGGGCAAGCCGAUCGCCAUGGGAUACAUACCGACGGAUUUGGCGCAGAUCGGCAACGGAAUGUUGGUCGAGGUUCGCGGGAAAACUUACAAAGCGACGGUGACAAAAAUGCCGUUUGUAAAAACCAACUAUUAUACGAAAUGAUAUUUCUAGUCUACAAGUAUUUCAUUCCUUGAUCAGACUCGAUCUAUUAGCAAUAACGUUGACUGCCACGUAAAAUUUAUCAAUUGUUUUACUAGCUCUGCCGUUCAAUAAAGACAUUUUCAUUGCUUUA